Molecule: messenger RNA, 3318 nt
Organism: Armigeres subalbatus
Lineage: Eukaryota; Metazoa; Arthropoda; Insecta; Diptera; Culicidae
Exons: 10
Coding region: 6-2990 (994 amino acids)
Molecular function (GO): oxidoreductase activity, acting on paired donors, with incorporation or reduction of molecular oxygen; monooxygenase activity; heme binding
Source: RefSeq, a predicted model, not a curated record
UUAAAAUGUGGUACGCAAUUUUUAUCAUCGGUGCGAUUUUAAGCCUCGCGAUUAUCUGGUCAAUAUUGCAGAAGAAUAGAUUCUCGAAGAACAUCGAUGUAAUACGACCGUGGUAUCCUUUAGUUGGUAAUCUGCUCAUGCUCAUAGGAAAGGACGAUAUACAAAAAUUUCAGAUCAUUUUACGAGAAUUCAAUCGUGAAGCUAAGCUGUUCCUGGGCUACUUGGGGCCCAUUCCGAUAUUUUUCACUGGAGAUCCCGACAUGGCCCAACAAAUAUUGACCGACUUUAUUGAUAAACCGUACCUGUACGAUUUCAUUAAGGUGAAAAACGGAGUGUUCACUACGAAAGCACAUAUUUGGAAAGACCAGAGAAAGGCGCUUUCGCCUGCAUUUAAUACGAGAAUUCUGGCCAGUUACUUGUCAAUUUUCACCAACCGAUCCAAAAAUAUGAUAAGGAGACUGGAACCGAUGGCAGUUACUGGGGAAACGUUCAACAUCUUAGAUUAUGCUACCACUUGCGCAUUGGAAAUGGUCUGUGAAACGACAUUGGGUUUCGAUUCGAGCGCUUUUAACAGAAUCGAAGAAUUUGGUGCUGGAAUUCAUAGAGUAUUCUCCAUGGCAGCAAGAAGGCUAUUGAAGGUUCAUCAUCAUUUUGAUUUUAUUUAUCGUUGGAAUGAGGACUGCCGUGAAGAAAAAACUUUGCGUGAAUAUUUGACAGCCUACGUGAUGCAGGUCUACGAAGAUGCUCACGAUCGAUACUCGAAAGGUUUAAUGAACAAUAUUGCCGAUGUUGAUGAGAAUCAGUGCUUUCGAAAGCCACAAACUUUUGUCAACCAAUUAUUCACCAGCACCAUUCGGAAAUUCGAACGAGAUGAAAUAAUCGACAAUAUUCAGACUAUGAUAGGCGCUGGGACGGACACUUCGGCCAUCGCAAUAGCGUACACCUUGCUGCAAUUGGCAAUGGACUCACACUACCAGCAAAAGGUGUACGAAGAAAUCAUGCAAGUCUUUCCAGAAAAGGAACCGAACAUCACCAUGGAGGGGUUGAAACAACUUCAACUCACGGAAAUGGUUCUGAAUGAGACCCUUCGUCUGUAUCCGGUAGCGCCGACAGUGAUGCGUGAAAAUAAGGCCAAAACGACUCUAUGCGGCCAACAGUUACCGAAGGGAUGCAUGUUCGCAAUUAAUAUCUUCACCAUUCAUCGACGCAAAGACCUUUGGGGACCCGAUGCGGACUGUUUCAAUCCUGAGCGGUUUUCACCGGAGAGGUCAGCUGGAAGACACCCUUUUGCAUUUUUGGGAUUCAGUGGGGGACCUCGGAAUUGCCUGGCAAGUCGUUAUGCGAUGAUAAGCAUAAAGAUAGUGAUUGUAUUCCUGAUGAAAAGCUUUCGAUUCAAAACCAAUAUACGAAAAGAAGACAUCCGGUUCAAAUAUGACGCGUUUUUGCGCAUAGCAGGAGGUCAUAUGGUACAAAUAGAGAAACGAUUAAGUAUUUCAAUUAAAAUGUGGUACGCAAUUUUGGUUAUCGGAGCGGUUUUAAGUAUCGCGAUAAUCUGGUCAAUAGUGCAGAAGAAUAGCUUCUCGAAGAACAUCGAUGUGUUACAACCGUGGUAUCCAUUAGUUGGUAAUAUGUUCAUGCUCAUAGGAAAGGAUGAUCUGCAAAAAUUUGAGAUCAUUUCUCGAGAAUGCAGUCGUGCAGGUAAACUGUUCCAGUUCUACAUGGGGCCCAAGCCGAUAUUUUGCACUGGAGAUCCCGACAUAGCCAAGCAAAUAUUGACCGACGCCAAUUGUGUUGAUAAACCGUACAUCUACGAUUUCUUAAUGUUGAACAAAGGAGUGUUCGCAGCAAAAACACAUCUUUGGAAAGACCAGAGAAGAGCGCUUUUACCUGCAUUUAAUACGAGAAUUCUGGCCAGUUUCUUGUCAAUUUUCACUAACCGAUCCAAGAAUAUGAUAAGGAGACUGGAAUCGGUGGCAGCUACUGGAGAAACAUUUGAUAUCUUACAUUAUGCUACCACUUGCGCAUUGGAAAUGGUUUGUGAAACGACAAUGGGUUUCGAUUCGAGCGUUUUCAACAGUACUUAUGAAUUUUCUGCUGGAAUUGAACGUGCACUUUUUAUUGCAGCAAGAAGAGUGUUGAAGUUUCAUUAUCAUUUAGAUUUUAUCUACCGUUGGUCUGAGGACUAUCGUGAAGAGCGAACUGUACGUGGAUAUUUGACAGAUCAAGUGAUGCAGGUCUACAAUGAUGCACACGAUCGAUACUCGAAAGGUUUAAUGAAUAAAACUGCUGACGUUGAUGGGAAUCGAUGCUUUCGAAAGCCACAAAUUUUCAUUAACGAAUUAUUCACCAGCACCAUUCGGAAAUUCGAACAAGAGGAAAUAAUCGACAAUAUUCAGACUAUGAUAGCUGGAGGAACGGACACUUCCGCCAACGCAAUAGCGUUCACCUUGCUGCAAUUGGCAAUGGACUCGCACUACCAGCAAAAGGUGUACGAAGAAAUCAUGCAAAUCUUCCCCGGAGAGGAACCCAACAUCUCCAUGGAGGGGUUGAGACAACUUCAACUCACGGGAAUGGUGCUGAAUGAGAUCCUUCGUCUAUAUCCAGUAGGGCCGAUAGUGUUGCGCGAAAACACGGCCAAAAUGACUUUAUGCGACCAACAGCUGCCGAAGGGAAGCAUGUUAGCAAUCCACAUCUUCACCAUUCAUCGACGGAAAGACCUAUGGGGACCCGAUGCGGACUGCUUCAAUCCUGAGCGGUUUUCACCGGAAAAAUCUGCUGGAAGACACCCUUUUGCAUUUUUGGCAUUCAGUGGGGGAUCUAGGAAUUGUCUAGGAAUUCGUUAUGCAAUGAUAAGCAUGAAAAUAAUGCUGGUUUAUCUGAUGAAGAGCUUUCGGUUCAAAACCAACAUUCGACAGGAAGACAUUCGCUUCCGAUUCGACACAGUUUUGCGCAUAGCAGGAGGUCAUAUGAUACAAAUAGAGAAACGAUAGAAGCAGAAUAAUCAAAUUUUUUAAUGUACCUUCUUAUUUUCAAAUUCGGUUGCCAGUUUGCACUAAAUAAAGUAGAUGAGCUUUUUUCUGAUAUUUUGAUUAUUUUAUUUUAGGCAAGGGUGUCUAACAGCAGACUAUAGGGUACUGCAGGGACGAAUCUCUUUCUCUUUUCGUGUUAAUGAAAGUUAGAAAGCAACAAGGCCAGUAACUGGCAAUUUUGACAUUUGGUGGCCCUGCUUUAUAAUUUUUUUAUAUAAGCUCGUCCGUGCAGUGCUCUAUGGCGGUGAAUUUCAAUCGAAAUAAAGUCGAUUUUUAUUAGAAGGUGCUA